Molecule: messenger RNA, 708 nt
Organism: Phytophthora sojae
Lineage: Eukaryota; Oomycota; Peronosporomycetes; Peronosporales; Peronosporaceae
Exons: 1
Coding region: 1-708 (235 amino acids)
Source: RefSeq, a predicted model, not a curated record
AUGGGCCGCAAGCGCGCGCUGGACGACGACGACGAGCGCCGCGACUCGCCGCGCGCGUCCUCCGAGAGCGAGAACAUCAGUCCGCGGCUGCUGGACGCGCAGGUGGGGCUGCCCACGCCUAUAGGCGGCCAUGUGGGCAUUGCCGGCGCUGGAUCCGAGCGCGGUCGCGUCACGGGAGCCGUCAAGAGCCGACGCCUGAGUCAGGACUUGGGCGAGACGCCCGCGCAGUUUGUAGCCAAGAUCACGGCGCUGUCCGGGCCCGCGUCGCCAGCUUUGCGCGUCUUCAUGAGCGAUGCGGAGGCUGCGCGAACCCCCACGGCGUUUGUGGGCAGCCCCUUCGAGCUAAAUAAGGCGGCGGGCAGACUGUCUAGACCCAUGUUCCCGCUAGGAGCACAGGCCCAAGGGCGACCGGUCAUCCCCACGCCUCUGGGCACACCUGGACGCGUGCCCGAGCAGAAGACGAGUCCGCCAGGGCAACUGAGGAGACUGGACGGAGGAAUUGCUGCCAGAACAGGAGGGCCGGGGGUCUCUCCCAUGGGGAGCCAGGAGCAGAAGAGCCCUGUACUGCAAGGCAGGCCUAUGAAGCCCGUGCUCAUGAAAGCGGGCAGCGGGGAAGUCCCACUCGCAGAUCGAGGACUACCCAUGGUAACGACGGCAAUAUCUAUUCCAUCAUUGGAGAGCUGUUGGGUGCUCAUGGUUGCCAUGUGA